AUGGAUACUCACGCGCAAACCGUCUCGUGGUACGACACCAUGAUGACCUACUCAUUACUGCACUCCGACUACCCUACCAUUGUCAGAUAUAUCUCAGGCGCCUUUAUCGCACUGGGAUUCUGCUUCUUUGGCCCCAUCCUCCUCUUGAUCGGUGUAGACAUCGCUAUCUACAUCUAUAGAAUAUGUUGGAGCCGUCCGUGGAAUCAAACCCAAAACCAGACGUCUUCGCGUGAGCCGAGGCAUCUGUCGCAACAGCAAAAGGCACCACCACCACUGGAAGCCUCGGGUGGGACGACGGCCAUCCCUUCAACAGUGACAGAUUCAGCGCGGAAACGCAUACAGCAUCCGAGCGAGUCCGGGACCGGGCACAGCUCAUUUUCUGGGUAG
Messenger RNA from Colletotrichum acutatum, 387 nucleotides. RefSeq lists its product as uncharacterized. The coding region runs from base 1 to 387 and encodes 128 amino acids. The transcript is spliced from 2 exons. NCBI's taxonomy places the organism in Eukaryota, Fungi, Ascomycota, Sordariomycetes, Glomerellales, Glomerellaceae. The record is from RefSeq and is a predicted model, not a curated record.